AUGAGUGCCACAGAUUCAUUAAUGCCUGGACCCGAAGGCAAAACACCACGAUUUUACGAAGUUGAUCGAGGCAAUAAAACCGAGAGUUAUAUUAGCGCCGUGUCUGGAAAUCCAGUUGUUCCCGAAAGUUUGAUGAUGAAGGAGCCAGAAAAACGACAACCUGUGAAACCAUGGGAAAAACCACCACCGAAGCCGAAAAAUCCAAAUCAAAUUAGUUUGAAUGAAGAUGAAUUGGAAGAAUUUCGUAAUGAUCCAUUUUGGAAAAUAUUGAGGUUGGUAUCAUUAUUUUAAUUUUCAACGUUUCAAAUCUUAUAAUUUUCAGAACAAUCUUGUUCGUCUUAUUUUGGCUUAUUUGGUUGGGUUUGUUCCUUUUCGCGAUUUUACUUAUCUUCCUUUCUCCUGCUUGUAUUACACCCGAAAAACCAAAUUGGUGGCAAACAGCAGUAUCAUAUCAUGUUUGGGUUCCAUCAUUCCAAGAUUCGGAUGGAGAUGGAAUUGGAGAUAUUAGUGGAUUGAUUGAUCGAUUGGAUAAUCUUCGAAAAACUGGAGUUCAAACUAUUUGGCCAUCUCCAUUUUUGAUUUCUGACGAUGAUAAAACUUCGGUCAGAAGUUUCAAUCAAAUGGAUCCUAAACUUGGUGUUAAUCAGAAAACCGAUGAACUUAUUCAAAAGAUCCAUGACAAUGAUAUGAAAAUUGUUAUAAGUCUUCCGAUUGCGACAACUUCUUUAGAACAUGAUUGGUUUUUGAAAUCCGUAUCUGCUAGUAUUCCAGAAAAUAAGAAUUAUUCGGAAUUUUAUAUUUGGACAGGUCAAUCAGCAAAUUCUGAAUUCUUUACUCAACGAAAAGAUUUAUUUUAUUUACACGAAGAAGGAAAUCCAAAAACAGCUGUUCUUAAUUGGAAAAAUCAAAACUUGCGAAGUCAUAUGUUCAAUGUUUUAUCAAAGUGGAUUGAUCGUGGAAUUGAUGGUUUUGAACUUUUAGGAAUUGAAUAUUUAUCAAGAACUAUGGAUGGAACUGAAUCUGAAUGGAAUGAUAUUUAUGAUAUUCUCAGAGAUAUUCGUCAUCAUGUUGAUCAAUAUUCAAAUGAAAGUACAAUUGCGAAAGGAAAGAAAAUGUAAGUGUUAUUUAGAAAAACAAAGGAAAAACAAAAAAUAUUACAGUGCGCUGUUCUCAACACGUGAAGAAGCAAAGGAAAAAGAUAAGAAAAAGAUGGCAACUUCAGGACUUGAUACUAUAAUCAAUUAUGAAUUAGGAGAAGUUGAAAAAGAUUCAAGAAUUUGCCACAAAAAUGAGGGAAGCGUGGCAACUUGUGUUCAUGAAAUUUUAUCCGAUGUUCUUCUUUUUCACUCAUUGAAUGAAAAAGCAUGGCCACAUUGGAGAUUUGGAUCUCCUGAAUUAUCGCGUGUCGCUUCAAGAGUUGGUUCAAGAGCUCAUGCUCAAAAUCUAUUGAUGUUGCAAAUGGUUUUACCGGGAACUAAUAAUAUUUAUUAUGGUGAAGAAUUGGGUAUGCAAAAUUUGGCGAAUGAUAGUAUUGUUUCACCACAAAAAGGAGCUAUGCAAUGGGAUGAUUCGAAUUUUGCUGGAUUUACAAAAGCCAAAAAUUCGAAAGUAAUAAAUGACCAUUAUUGUAAAAUUGAGAAAAAUUAUUUAAUUUUAGGUUCCUGUUAAUGAUGAUUAUCCGAAUAUUAAUUGGGCACGCCAAUAUUCGGAAUCUCAAUCAACUUUGAAAAUUUUCUCCAAAUUGGCAAAACUUCGUCAAAGAGAUGAUGCUCUUAAAACCGGAAAAACUCUCAUCGGAAGAUUAGUAGAUGGUGCAUUUACUGUUACAAGAUUUAACAAUUUUGAAAAUCGCACCACUGGAAAUGUUAGUUGAUCUUAGUUUUUAUGACGACUUUCAAUAACAUAUCAAUAUUGCAGAUUUACGUUGCUGCUUUGAACUUCGCCCCACAUUCUGUCAAACUUCCACUUCAAGACUUACCAAAUAACGAAAAACUUUCCAAAUCUACUGUAAGUUCCUUGAUUUUCUCUCAAAAUAUAAUCAAUAAAUAUAUAAUAUUUUUCAGAUUGUAACCGCUACUUCAAACUGUGAACAAUUCUAUCCCAGACAAUCGAUUGAUUUAGGCGCCAAAGAAAUCGAACUUGAAUCCAACCAAGCAGUUAUUUUCAGAUAUGCCGCAUAG
Molecule: messenger RNA, 2180 nt
Organism: Caenorhabditis angaria
Lineage: Eukaryota; Metazoa; Nematoda; Chromadorea; Rhabditida; Rhabditidae
Source: the annotation of a GenBank genome assembly